AUGAAUGAUUUUGUCACAAGUGUAUCGAAAGAUUUAGAUACAAUAGAUGAAACAACAUUGAGUUUGGUAAGUGGUAGCCAAAUUCAUUCAUUAUCGGACAAAAAAAGUUUGGAUAGUCGAGCAAAACUAAUGAAAUGGUGUGCUUUCGUAUUAUGUGUACUGACCAUAUGGAUCACUUAUCAUUACAUAUCCAUCGUCGUCUUAGCUGUAUGGUUAACCACCAUUUGUCGACCACUAAUGGAAUAUCUUGUCAGAUUUUUGCCACUGAAAAAGCGAGCGUCAAUAGAGACUCGUUCUCAUGCAAUUGCAGCCACAUUAAUUAUUAUCAUUGUGUUAUGUGUUAUAAUACCAAUUAUUCUAAUUGUUGUCGCAUUGUCGAAUAGCGCAUUGAAUCUCGUUGUUCAUCUUGCUCAGUCGUCAACUGUUCGUAAUGCAAUUAAUUUUAUCGUUUCACCAUCGACAUCAAAUUUAACAUCGACGUUUGAUUUAUUCGAUUUCUCCUCAACAAACGCUACAACUUUCAUUGAGCGUCUGCUAUCACAACAAGAACUUACAGAUGCGGUGAAAAGCUUCGGAGGAAAAGCAUUGAGUAUUCUAUCAUUAGUUGCAAAUGCAACAGCGCAAUUCAUUAUAGGCAUUCUCAUAUUUCUGAUUGCCACCUACACAUUUCUUAUUGACGGACCAGAAUUGUGGCAAUGGAUGAUAAGACAUAGUCCACUGUCAGUUAAACAUAUGAAUCGUUUAGAGAAAGCUUUUCAUGAGACUGGACGUGGUUUGUUAGUAGGUGUAGGUUUGACUUGUUUAGUGCAAAGUAUCGUUGCUGCUAUUGCCUAUUUAUGUCUCCGUAUUCCACGAGCAUUAGUAUUAGGACUCUUAACCGGUAUUUGUUCUCUCAUUCCAAUAAUUGGUACAGCGUUUGUGUGGUUACCCAUCGCGAUCGGUCUUUUCUUACAAAGUCAAUAUAUCAAAGCGAGUAUUAUGAUUACAGUUGGUGUGUUGGCUAUCGGAUCAAUUGAUAAUCUCUUACGACCACUGUUUUCCAAAUUAGGUGCUUUAGAAAUGUCAACGUUAUUACUAUUAUUAUCAAUAUUUGGUGGAAUUGAAAUAUUAGGUCCCUGGGGAGCACUUCUUGGACCAGUAAUUGUGAGAUUAGCGAUAGAAGCACUCGUUCUAGUACGCGAAGAUCAAGAUGAUCAAGAGCAGCAAGAAAAUAGUAAUAAUAAAUGA
Molecule: messenger RNA, 1227 nt
Organism: Didymodactylos carnosus
Lineage: Eukaryota; Metazoa; Rotifera; Eurotatoria; Philodinida; Philodinidae
Source: the annotation of a GenBank genome assembly